AAAGACUUAGAGGCGUUGCAUUCAAAACGACCGCCUGAAACCUGCCGCACUUCGAUUGACCAUCUGCAUCGAAGAGCACAUUCAUUCAAAGGGAGUGAAGGCUUGGUGGUUUGAAUACAUGUACCAUGAGCUCGAUGUUUACCGGCGGAAGAAAGGCAGACGCGGACGCUGCAGCAGAAGUAGCAAAAGACUCUGCACAAGCAUGGGUGGAAGGCCCGCAGUUCUCGUCUUCCAAUCGACUCCAUCUUGGGAUGAAGGCGUUGGAGGAAAACAUGCGUUGUAACAUUUGCCAAGAAUUGUUUCUGGUUCCAGUGUCGUUACCAUGCAGCCACACCUUUUGCAGCACAUGCGUUCAUGUACAUUUCAAGAAAUGCAUGAAAUCUGCCAAACGAAAAGCAGAUUGCCCAACUUGUCGUCGAGAAGUCUCGGAGAAUGAUGCAGUGGCCAAUUCACAGUUGGAGUUGGUGCUUCGGCAGUAUAGAGCCAUCCGCUCAGAUCUUAUGCAAGCUCUUGCAUUUCCCGCCAAUUCACAGGAAGGGAACGAUGUCGAUCAAGCAGACAGGGAAGAAGAUGAUGAGAGCAAACCAGACCGUGGAAGAGGUGGGCGCAAGAGGAAAACACGUUCUGAACCAGAGAGUGAUGCUGACACAAAGACUGAUGGCACUGCCUCUGGCUCCAAUGCUGUUUUGCAGAACAUUGAUGGCAAUCAGAAACUGAAGAAACGGGCCAAAACAAACUACCAUGGGCUCAAAAAGAAAAAAUUGCAGGAACUCUGCGGAGAUGAAGGGUUGCCCACCCAUGGCGAUAUCGCAGAACUGCGUGCUCGCCACGAACUCUUCAUUACCCUGUACAAUUCCGAAUGCGACUCUAUACAGCCCCGUAGCAAACGAGAUAUUGCAAACCAUGUCAGCAAGAAAGAACAAGCAGAAAAGGCUUCGAAGAAACAAGCAUCCAAAGCCCACAAGCCAAUGGAAGCGUUAAUAGCAAACCGAGUAAAACUGGGGAAAGCUAAAGGCGGCUGGGGCAAGACAGUUUCCAGUGGAGUGAAGGCAUUCGACGCAGAGAUGGAUGCGAAUUUUCUCUCUCUCAAAGUGAAACUCGAACAACGAUGUCCACGCUCCAAAAAGCCUUCUCGAGAUUGGAAAGGCGACGGCAGCAUCAUUGGAGCAUCCCCCAAUCCAGCAACCCCAUCAAGUGCGCUCAAUUCAAACAAGGAGAAUGAUUCGGUAUGCUCCAAUACAGAAGCCUCAACCCUACCUACGAAUGAUAGUAACACUCCACCAACAGACCCUUUCCAGUUGGGAUCCAACGCGCCAUCCACAAUUUCCCACCACUUGAGCCAGCAAUCGUAUUUCGUUCUGUCUCAGCCAUCAGCGGCCUUGGAACGAAUCGUUGUAAACUCCAAGUCGGGCGCAUGCGACUCGCCACAUGUUGCAGAUGCGAAGGAACCGGCAGCCGUCUCUUCCAAGUCGUCGGAUGUAAGUUCAUCUCCGCUGGAAGGCUCAACGAGACCCACCAUCGAAACAAACUCACAAGCUAAAGCAACAUCCGAACCCAACACUAUGCGCAACUCUUCCGACAAAGCAAAGCAACCAGCGGGUUCUUCCCGAACAGCAGCAGAAUCCAAUGCCGACGCAUCAGAUGAAACAACAAACGCACGCUCCGAACUGAACUUGGCCAAAGAAACUUCCAACGACUCAGGUUCAACCUCCACUGCGACUAACAGACCUCCAAGGGCGCCGAAGGCCGCCACAAUGCCAAAGCGUGGACCCAGCCAAAAGAACCAGACCAAAAUUCCAAGCGCUGCUUUCAAGCGAACUACAAAAACGCCAGCUGAGGCUCCAUCGGUGUCAGGUACUCGUCGCUCGGCUCGAUCUAUAGUCGGUCCUUGGGCGUGCCUAGCUUGCACGUACAUCAAUAAAGUACGAACAAAUUCAAGGGCGAAGUGUGAGAUCUGUAAUACCGAACGAAUGUGAGGAGGGUACAGGCCUCCCAUCGCAAGUGUGGUCGGCGGCAAUGAAAUGUUUGCACAAGAGAUGAUUGUGAUGCAUUAAUUAGUUUUUCUGUUUCGCAACUCAGAUUUGAUAAGUAUCAUAGUUAGUACCAAUGUGAAUCCCAGCAGCAGUACAAGAUAUACUAGUAGUUUGAAGUCGGCAGCCUGCCUCUGCACUUUCUAUUUGGAAUUUUUUGUACCAACCCGCC
Molecule: messenger RNA, 2202 nt
Organism: Seminavis robusta
Lineage: Eukaryota; Bacillariophyta; Bacillariophyceae; Naviculales; Naviculaceae
Source: the annotation of a GenBank genome assembly